CAGCCCGCCACCAUGAACGGGGCCCUGAUCCCCCACACGCCCAUCGCUGUGGACUUCUGGAGCCUGCGCCGGGCUGGUUCCGCACGGCUCUUUUUCCUGUCCCAUAUGCACUCGGACCACACCGUGGGUCUGUCUAGCACCUGGGCACGGCCUCUCUACUGCUCCCCAGUCACCGCUUUCCUCCUGCACCGACACCUGCAGGUGUCUAAGCAGUGGAUCCGAGCCCUGGAGGUUGGUGAGAGCCAUGUCCUGCCUCUAGAUGAAAUUGGGAGAGAGACCAUGACUGUAACCUUGAUGGAUGCCAAUCACUGCCCUGGCUCUGUCAUGUUUCUCUUUGAAGGAUACUUUGGAACCAUCCUAUACACAGGUGACUUUCGGUAUACACCGUCCAUGCUGAAGGAGCCAGCCCUGAGCGUGGGGAAACAGAUCCAUACCUUGUACCUCGACAACACCAACUGUAACCCAGAGCUGGCUCUUCCUUCCCAACAAGAAGCUACCCGCCAGAUUGUGGAGCUCAUUCGAAAGCACCCGCAGCACAACGUAAAGAUCGGACUCUAUAACCUGGGCAAAGAGUCCCUGCUGGAGCACCUGGCCCUGGAGUUCCAGACCUGGGUGGUGCUGAGUCCUCGGCGCCUGGAGUUGGUGCAGCUGUUGGGCCUGGCAGACGUGUUCACAGUGGAAGAGAAGGCCGGCCGCAUCCAUGCCGUGGACCACAUGGAGGUCUGCCGUUCCGCCAUGCUGCGCUGGAACCAGACCCACCCUACUAUUGCGGUCCUUCCCACCAGCCGGAAUAUCCACCGCGCCCACCCCAAUAUCCACGUCAUCCCUUACUCCGACCAUUCCUCCUACUCGGAGCUCCGUGCCUUCGUCGCAGCGCUGAGGCCUUGCCAGGUGGUGCCCAUUGUCAGGCGACAGCCCUACAGGGACUACUUUCAGGACAGCCUGAGCCCCAGGCUCUCCGCGCCCCCGAUCCCAGACUCUGUGCGGCAAUACAUGAGUUCCUCCUCUAGAAAACCAAGUGUUCUGUGCCUGUUAGGAAGGAGGCUCAAGAGGCCAAGAGCCCAGGGUGUCAUGUUUGAAUCUCUUGAGGAGAAGGCUGAUCGAUUUCAAGCUGACAGGGACUCAGAGGAGGCCAAGAAGAAGAACCUUUCUGGGAACCUUCAGAAGGCGCCCUCCCACCAUCCUUUGCAGAUUAAGAAGCAGUUGUUCCCAGACCUCUGCAGCAAAGAGUGGGGUGGGGCAGUCCCUUUCUCUGAGUCCCAGCAGAGGGUGACCGCACUGACUGCCCCCUUGGGUUUUUCAGUUCAUUUAAGGUCCACAGAUGAGGAAUUUAUCUCUCCGGAAACCGGGGAGGAAUUCGGUGUGGGGCCCCACGUGGGCCCCAGGGGAGGCAGCGACGGCUCAGCAGCCCCUGGGACCCAGCACGUGAGGCGGCACGAGGAUUCACCCCCGUGUCACAGCAGCGAGGCUCUCCCUCUUCCGGCUUCUGAGUUCAGCAGCCUGACACUAAAAUACCUCCUGACUCCCGUGACCUUUUUCCAGGCGAGGUUCUCUUCCAGCGGCUUCGACCAGCAAGUGGAAGAGUACCACAAAUCCUUGCUAAGUCCAUAUGGGGGAGAGUAUGACCUUGUUUGAUCCUGCACUCCGGUUUGAGAGAGAGUGGAUGACGGCUGGCGGGGGUUCGUCUAGGGCCUUUCCUGUCUUCCCGGGAUCCUUCUGGGCUCACCCUGGAGCGACGCUAAUUCAAGUGUGUUCACUGGAAGCCUAACGCUUACAGACUCUUGAGUUUAUGGUUGAUUGAAGACAGUUCUCAUUAAAACCCCUUCACAGUGUAAGUCCAUGUUAGGUUCCAAGGAGGCCUGCAUGACCAUCUGUUUACAUUUCUUUAAUACAGUAUUUCUCCAACAUUUUAGAACAUGCAGUCCUCUUAGGUGGCCGUAGAAAGAGUUAAAGAGUCUGAGUCAAAAAGUUUCAGGUUGUCCUGGCUGGUGUGGCUCAGUGGAUUGAGCACUGGACUGCAAACCAAAGGGUUGCUGGUUCGAUUCCCAGUCAGGGCACAUGCCUGGGUUGCAGGCCAGGUCCCUGGUGGGGGGCAUGCAAGA
Molecule: messenger RNA, 2102 nt
Organism: Phyllostomus hastatus (greater spear-nosed bat)
Lineage: Eukaryota; Metazoa; Chordata; Mammalia; Chiroptera; Phyllostomidae
Gene: DCLRE1B
Product: DNA cross-link repair 1B
Exons: 4
Coding region: 13-1635 (540 amino acids)
Biological process (GO): double-strand break repair via nonhomologous end joining; interstrand cross-link repair; protection from non-homologous end joining at telomere
Molecular function (GO): 5'-3' DNA exonuclease activity; damaged DNA binding
Source: RefSeq, a predicted model, not a curated record